This is a messenger RNA of Cryphonectria parasitica EP155, 2334 nucleotides long. Its product is annotated as family 3 glycoside hydrolase. The coding region runs from base 1 to 2334 and encodes 777 amino acids. Lineage: Eukaryota; Fungi; Ascomycota; Sordariomycetes; Diaporthales; Cryphonectriaceae. The transcript has 3 exons. Gene Ontology annotation, molecular function: beta-glucosidase activity. Gene Ontology annotation, biological process: glucan catabolic process. The record is from RefSeq and is a predicted model, not a curated record.
AUGAGGGGCCUCAAUGCUGCUGUCUCGGCCACCUUGUUGGCGAUGGCCACGUCUGCCAAUGGAGCGAGUUACAACAGCACGCCAAUCUACAAGAAUCCUAAUGCCACCAUCGACGAUCGGGUCUCUGAUCUGCUCAGCCGCAUGACAAUACAGGAAAAGGCAAGCCAGCUGGUCCAGGGCGAUGUCUCCAACUGGCUCAACGUUGAUGACGGGGCCUUCAACGCGAGUGGCCUGGCCUGGAACAUGGAGUACCGAGGAGGGUCGUUCUAUGUUGGCUAUUAUCUGAACUGGACGACCCUGUGGGAGUACAUCAAGAUCGGUCAGGACUAUCUGGUGCAGAACACGACACUUGGCAUACCAGCCUGGGUCCAGUCCGAGGGCAUCCACGGUUUUCUCAUCCCCAACGCCACCAUCUUCAACAGUCCCAUCGCCCAGGCUUGUUCGUGGAACCCAGACCUGGUCGAGAAGAUGGGCCAGGCCAUCGCGCAAGAGGCCUCGGCUCUGGGUGUGAACCAGAUCUUCGGUCCCCUGGGAGACCUGGCUCGUGAGCUGCGGUACGGCAGAGUCGAGGAGACGUACGGCGAGGAUUCCUACCUGGCUGGCGAGAUGGCCUACAGUUACGUCAAGGGCCUGCAGUCUGGCGGUGUCGCUGCCAUGGUCAAGCACUUCGCCGCGUAUGCCUCGCCUGAGCAGGGCAUUAACACGUCGCCUGUCCACGGUGGCGAGCGAGAGCGUCUCAUGACGUACUUGCCGUCCUACAAGCGGGCCAUCGUCGACGCAGAGGCCGUGGCCAUCAUGGCCGCCUACCAUUGCUACGACAGCGUGCCGGCGGUGGCGGACUACCAUCUGCUCACCGAGAUCCUUCGAGACUCUUGGGGCUAUGAGUAUUUCGUCAUGUCAGAUGCUGGAGGGACGGAUCGGAUUUGCACGGCCUUUGACAUGUGUCAAGCCUCUCCAAUCGACUCAGACGCCAUCGUGAACUUUGCCCUCCCAGCAGGCACGGACAGCGAGAUGGGAGGUGGGAGUUACAACUACGAGAAGAUCCCCGACAUGGUAGCGGCGGGUUCUCUCAACGAGUCCGUUGUCGACACGGCCGUCUCCAGGGUCCUCCGUGCCAAGUUCCAGAUGGGCCUGUUCGAGAAGCCCUUCCUCGGCGUGCCCGAGAAUGAGUUUGAUCAAUACGUCCAUACCAAUGCAACCCAGCAGCUUGCACGCCAGCUGGACACAGAAUCUAUUGUCCUUCUCGAGAAUCACAACGCCGUGCUGCCGCUCAGCAAGACAGCCCACAUCGCGGUCAUUGGGCCCAUGGCAGCAGACCGGGUGAACUAUGGCGACUAUGUUCCAUAUAAAUCCGGCUACCGAGGUGUCACACCACUCGAAGGUUUUCAGGCAGCCAGUGAGGGUACCAUUACCUAUGCCAAGGGCUGUGAGCGCUGGUCCAACGACGAAUCCGGCUUUGAGGAGGCCGUUUCUUCCGCCGAGGCUGCCGACGUGGCCGUGGUGAUUGUGGGCACCUGGAGCCGCGAUCAGGGCGAGCUCUGGACGGGCCUGAACGCGACCACAGGCGAGCACAUCGACCUCUCUUCGCUAAACCUCGUGGCCGCGAUGCCGAGGCUGGUGCAGGCCAUCAUCAACACGGGCAAGCCAACGGUGGUGGUUUUCAGUAGUGGGAAACCCAUCACGGAGCCGUGGAUUAGCAAGAAUGCGAGCGCCCUGGUGCAGCAGUUCUACCCGUCCGAACAAGGCGGGAAUGCACUUGCCGAUGUGCUGUACGGGAAUUACAACCCAAGCGGCAGGCUGAGCGUCUCAUUCCCUUAUGAUGUUGGGACCACGCCGAUUUACUACGAUUAUCUGAACUCGGCGAGAUCGUACCCCAACCCUGGACAUAUCUAUCCUAAUGGGACAUUGGUGUAUGGAUCGACUUAUGUGUUUCAGAAUCCGGAUGCGCUCUACACGUUCGGGUACGGCCUCUCCUAUUCGACCUUCAGCUAUUCCGCCAUCACCCUCUCACAGAGCACCGCCUCGGCCAGCGAUACCAUUACCGUCACGGUGGAAGUGACCAACAACUCCACAGUCGACGGCACCGAAGUGGUACAGGUGUACAUCAAAGACGACAUCUCAAGCGUUGUUGUGCCCAACAAGCUGCUAAAGGGCUUUUCCAAGGUUUUCAUCGCAGCCGGGGCCACCGAGACUGUCAGUAUCGACAUCAACGUAGCCGACUUGGGGCUGUGGGACAUUCGGAUGAAUUAUGUCGUGGAGCCAGGAACCUUUACGGUGUAUGCGGGCAGCUCAAGCUCGGACCUGCGGGCAAAUGCUACCUUGACGGUCACCUAG